Molecule: messenger RNA, 738 nt
Organism: Miscanthus lutarioriparius
Lineage: Eukaryota; Viridiplantae; Streptophyta; Magnoliopsida; Poales; Poaceae
Source: the annotation of a GenBank genome assembly
AUGGCCGAUUUCUGCCACAGGUACACCAACGACGAGCCAGCCGAAGGAUGUAGAAACCUGACCAUCUCAUGUCUCGUGGGUCCCGACGACAGCCUCACGGUGGAGUGCAGCUUCGAGUUCCAGGUGGUGGCCAACAAGACGACGACGACCGCCGCACGCGCACGCCAGCUGUCCCAGGAGCAGGACAUGGUGGUGCCGCCGCCCAGCAUCUCCUGGCACCUCGAGCGGCUGCUGGAGACCGGCGUGGGGUCGGACGUCACCUUCUCCGUGGAGGACGGCGAGUUCCACGCGCACACGCUGGUGGUCAACGAGCGGGCGCCGGCCCUACUGUCGAAGACAUGGGCGGAGGUGGUGAAGAGCAAGAAGGGCAAGAAGAAGAAGGACAGGAAGAUGAUGAUAUGGAUCGAGGGCAUCAAGGCCGUCGUCUUCAAGGCCCUGCUCCACUUCGUCUACACGGACGAGCUGCCGCCGAUGGACGACCUAGUGCGCGCGCCGCCGGAGCCGCUGGUGGAGAGGAUGCUGCCCCUGUGCGAGAACCUGCUGUGCGAGGCGAUCAUGCCGGAGAACGCCGCGGGCACGCUGGAGCUGGCGAGGCGCCACGGCCGCCCCGAGCUCCGGGCUUUCUGCCUCGACUACAUGACGUCGCCGGGCGUGUUCAAGGCGGUGGUGGCCAGCGAGGGCUACCAGGCUCUCCCCGCCGACGCUCUCCGGGACAUCAUCACCCAAGUAGCACAUUAG